Messenger RNA from Cyphellophora europaea CBS 101466, 3039 nucleotides. RefSeq lists its product as uncharacterized. The transcript has 2 exons. Gene Ontology annotation, molecular function: small GTPase binding. Gene Ontology annotation, biological process: protein import into nucleus. The record is from RefSeq and is a predicted model, not a curated record. NCBI's taxonomy places the organism in Eukaryota, Fungi, Ascomycota, Eurotiomycetes, Chaetothyriales, Cyphellophoraceae. Gene Ontology annotation, cellular component: nuclear membrane; cytoplasm. The coding region runs from base 1 to 3039 and encodes 1012 amino acids.
AUGGAGCCGCUCAUUCGCGCCUUGAAUGACCCUAAGAAUCAAGGCUCGCCCGCUCACAUACAUCAAAUCCAGAAGCAGCUACAGGUCCUGCAGAGAGAAACUUCGGCCUGGCAGGCAGCCCUCGAUUUCCUGCAGAACCAGGAUGCCCUCAUUCGAUUCUACGGGGCACUGACUUUGACCAUCAAAAUCAAUGCCGACUGGAAAACCGACAAGUUCAGCAAGGACACCGAUGCACGUAGCUCUCUGCUAGAAGCACUCCUGUCGAGCUACAUACGACUAGCCUUGCUUGAAGACGAAAAUUAUGUGCUACAGAAGCUGGCGUCCACCUUGGCCACGUUGUACCAGAAGCUUGGAGCCGAGUGGCCAUCGCCUGUGCGCCACAUCUUCGGCUCGCUUUUACAAGGCCAAUAUGUCCCUUCCGAGCAACUCCCUCCAAUGGCAGGCCUUCUCGGCCUGGCAUCACAGCGGUCAGCGAAACAGAUUGCGAGCAUCCUGCGUCUCAGUGUCACUCUGGCGGAAGAUGUUAAUUCAAAGGCUCCAGGAAGCACAACCCAGCAACAACUCUCCCUCAGCUGCAGCGAUACCUUGGAGUUGCUCAGUCAUGUUCUCACGGGCUACUGUCAGACAUUUAUCGAUCCAAGCAUAAGCUCUAAUCCUCCCCAGCUGAAUUUCCCACAAGCUGAUUUCACUAUGCUAUCGCGAUCAGCUCUUGAAGCACUGCCCCUCUGGACAGGUCUGCUGAAGCUUCAAGAAGCCCAUGCGCCAAAAGCCGAGACCCAGUCCGCCAACAAGCAAGCGGUGCUUUGUACAAGCAUGGCAUUGAAAGCUUUGCAGAACAAUCAUCUGGCCACACCUGCACUACACGCCCUUGUCAUGAUCCAGACCCUCUCUCCAAGGCUAUUGUCUAAAGCCGACUCUAGAUAUCCUCAGUCAUUCGCUACCUCGGAGGUGGCGCGCGGUUGGGUUUCAAGCCUUGUGCAUGGAGAUCCGAGCACCGAAGCUAUGGCUUUCGUGGAUCUGCUAGAUGCCAUCAUGCUGCAAGUCGAUACAACUUCGCCAGACUACAUUCACUCGGGUCGCUAUCACGACAUGAUGAAUCUGCUUCUUACAAUGCUGAGAUGUGAGGGAACAGCUGGUGUCGACGAUGAGGUGUGCCAGAUGAUGCUAGAAACAAUCAACACAAUUGUCGAGGGCCAUACAGAUUGGGACCCGGAUCCGGAGGCCGAGAACUUUCUGAAACAAUUCGUGGGACAGGCUUGCGAGGCGUGCCUUGCGAAAGCCAAAAUGCCCGAGGAGGAGAUGAACUUCUCGACUCGCUCUUGGGACAGAGACGAUCGAUCCAAGUUCCAAGAUUUCCGAUUUGAAGUCCAAGAUUUCCUUCAGUCGGCAUUUGGCCUCCUUGGGCCUCCACUGAUUCAAGCCAUCGUCACAAGAACAACUUCUGCGCCAGACUGGCGCGACUUCGAGGGAAGUCUCUACUGUCUGGUGGCAUUCGCUGAUACUAUGACCGCAGAACCCGAGAUAUACGACUCUCUGAUUGCGUCCAUCCUAGAGGGAGCCCACUUCCGUGAGGUCGUCCAUUCCCAGAAUGUCCCGGACAUGGCAAGAAAGACGUGCAUCAAGUUCAUAUCCGAGAUGACAUCCUACUUCAAGCGUCAUCCGAACUUGAUGGAGAUCUUGAGCUUCUUGUUCUCGUCUCUGCACCUUCCUGCAAGUGCAACAAUAGCGUCGCGAGCCAUCUACACGCUGUGCGACUCACAGCGCUCAUCUCUUACCGAAGCGCUUGGUGGCUUCAUCGCUUCCCUCAAUACUAUCCAAGAUCUCCGAGGCAUGGAGCGCCAUCGCAUCUAUGGCGCAGUAGCUGCGGUAGUGCAGUCGAUCAACAAUGAAUCAGCCAAGGUCCAGCCACUCACGGAGAUACUUGGUCUUCUGGCACGCGACGUUGAAGCCAGCCACGUUACCUCGGCAGACGAGGAAAACUUCUUAGAACAGAACACAGAUCUGCUCCAGACUCUUGCCGCCAUUGGUAGAGGCCUAAGAGCUCCCGAUGAUACACCAGUUGAUCUGGAGAAUGUCGUAUCCAGCAAUUCGGGCUUCUGGAUCAAUGGGCCGGGUUCAAAUGUGCAGCACCAGACUCUUCAGAUUUACAAGCAGGUCAUCGAAAGAGUGGGCUCCAGAGCCAGCAGCGAAUUCAUCGAGGCCUCCUGUGAUUUUGUGAGAUCAGGCUUCACCGAGAUGCAUCCCUCGCCUUUCAAGUUCACGUCUCCGAUAUCAGUCGAUCUGGUGACACAGAACGUCUCAAUCCACUCCCCGAACAUCGAUGUUGUCAUGGGAUCUGCUGCAAGCCUCCUCGCGGCAGCUUCACCGGAGGAAUUUGGUCCACAGUAUCCUCGCUUGCUGCAGCCGAUCCUAUUGGGAAUACAGCAGUUGUUGAACUCGAACGAUCGCAUCUCCGUCAUCCGCGACAGCACGUACGCCGCUGCUUCUCUGGAUUUCAUGUCGAGAUCGCUGCCACGAUGGGGUAACACGCUCCUAGAGCUAGACGAGGCGCAAGAAGCGUUCGCACUGUGCUUAGAGCUGGGCCUAUUGGUCAUUGCCGAGCCGGACACACUGCCCCGGCGGUCAGCGGCACACCUGUUCGGUGCAUUCGUCGAGCUCAGCAAGGCUGGUAAGGUGCCUCACGACAGUCCUGCGCAACGAAACCUGCAUGCCCUCGGUGAAAGCUACCAGCCCAGAAUCAUAGCGUCGUUCAUGCGAUUAGUUGGGGGUGAAUGUGCCCGAUCCGAGCUCGAUGUAUUCUCCGAGCAGAUCCGUCGCUAUGUUCAUAACCAGCCUAUGCUCUUCAAAAGCAUUGCUCGCGAGGCCAUGAAAGAUGAUAACCGUGUUCUGACAGACAAAGCCUUACAAGCGACAACACAGGAACAGCGGGACAGGUUCAUUUCUCAAGUAGACGGUCUUCGCGGAGCACGGAAGACAAAUGAGGUUGUGAGGGAUUUCUGGGUGGCUUGCCGGGGCAGUGACUUUGAGUACAUCACAUAG